AUUCUUCUAUAAGUCACUAUAUAUAUAGGAGUAUGUACAUAGGAAAUAAUAGUGUACACUAUAACUUCCAACAAAUACCAAUUGAUCAGAUAUGGCUCUCUCAUAUUUUGGUGUUUUUGUUGCAAUUUCCCUGCUUUUGGCGCCCAUGGCAGCUAAAGGAGAUAACCAUGUUCCUCCUAGCCUAGCUCCUUUUUUUGAUGAUUUAUGCAAAGAAGUGGAGUGUGGAAAGGGAAGUUGUGAGGCUGCUCCAGGCUCUCCCUUCAGCUUCAAGUGCAACUGCGAACAAGGGUGGAAGCGUACACGUCUUGACGAUGAAGAUGACUUAGAAUUCCUUCCCUGCAUCAUUCCCGACUGUGACGUGAACUACUCAUGUAUGCCUGCCGCCCCUCCGCUCCCAGCAGUUCCCAACAUCGCAUCCGUCUUUGAUCCUUGCUAUUGGGUCUACUGUGGAGAAGGAACUUGCUCAAAGAACUUAACACGUACUCACACGUGUCAAUGCAACGCUGGCUACUCCAAUCUCCUCAACGUCACUGCUUUUCCCUGCUACAAUGAUUGUGCUAUUGGGUCGAACUCGUGUGAAAGGCUUGGGCUCAAAGUUUCAAGUGCUACUUCAAAUCCAUCUUCGAAUGGUGACAGUAACCAAGCUGUAGCAUUCUCUAUUGGGAAGUUCAACUGGAUGGCAGUCUUGCUUGCUAGUGCUGCUGUUGCUUUCUGGAAAUAAAGAGUCUUCACAUUUAUUCUCAUCUCGCAUAUCCAUACAUAUUUCAUCAUGUUUAUUUCAUUGUAUUUUUUGCUAUAUUAUAGAUCAUUUGUAUAAAUAAUGUGAAUCGACACGUAGUCAGUUAGCUCAUUGAUGUACAAAAUAAAUAAAUAAAUAUACUUUUUUUUAUCUAGAA
Salvia hispanica is the source of this 896-nucleotide messenger RNA. RefSeq lists its product as uncharacterized. The record is from RefSeq and is a predicted model, not a curated record. NCBI's taxonomy places the organism in Eukaryota, Viridiplantae, Streptophyta, Magnoliopsida, Lamiales, Lamiaceae.